Messenger RNA from Porites evermanni, 1032 nucleotides. The record is from the annotation of a GenBank genome assembly. Lineage: Eukaryota; Metazoa; Cnidaria; Anthozoa; Scleractinia; Poritidae.
AUGAACUACACGGUAGAGAACCAACUGGCAGAAAUGUUAAAAGAGUUUCAAUCAAGAAGCAAAGCCAAAGCUAUUCCAAUAUUGGGUGGAUACCUUCUCAUUUUGUUAUUUUUGUUUGUUGGAAACUGUUUAACACUCCUUGUUAUGUUGUUAAAUCCACGGAUGAGGACAAUUCCAAACAUGUUCGUAGCAUCACUCGCUGUUUCUGACUUAUUAUUAGGCCUUUGCAGUUCAGUGCCUUUUGGCGUUCCAGCGUUAGUGACUUCCCAUUGGCUGUUUAACGAUACAGCUUGCCAAUUUCAAGGUUACGUAUCUAUCAUAUUGGUUCUCGCUUCAAUUCACACAUUGGUCUUAAUGGCAGUAAACAGAUAUUAUAAAAUCGUCAAACCAGCAAAGUACCGACGAUACUUCACAAAGAUCAUGAUUCUCGUGUCAUGGUUCUCUUCUUUUUGUGCUCUAUUGCCUUUCGUGCUAAGUGGGGGAAAAAUGGUCUUUCAUCCUGCCAAGUUCUUCUGUUACUUUGGCAUGGAAAAUACAUACAUGUAUUAUGGUAGUCCGCUUUACAUAGGUGUCCCAACCUGUGUUAUUAUUUACUGCUACUUGAGAAUCUUCUCAACAGUUCGCAAUCACAACAGAAAUGUUCAUCUUCCAGGCAAUCCGAUAAGUUCUGUAAACGUAGAAGAAGUUAAAGUGGCUCGCACCAUAUUUGUUGUAGUGGUGUUUUUUAAUCUUUGUUGGAUUCCAGUCUUAACAGUUAACGUUUUGGACGAUGUAUUCCAAAGAUGGAUCUUCCCUACUGACGUUUACAUUUUUUAUACGCUUUUGGCCACUUUAAGCAGCGCGGUGAAUCCUUUAAUUUACGGCGUGAUGAACAAGAGUUUUCGUACGAAUUAUUUGAAGGUGCUACGCUGCACGUACUGCCGAUCUCAAGUUGUCGUAAGACCGUUGGUUUUGGGAGGACAAGCGAGUACGAUGACUUCCGCCCAAACGGACGGCAUUGGCGUUAAAAUCACCACCGGGUCGAGUAUAUGA